AAUGGGCAGUGCAGCAUGCAGCCAGAGUAAAUGCUAAAUCAGACAGGGAUUGUAUCAGGGAUAAGAUUGCCUGCAAAGCGCUCAUCCUGAGGAGGCACACUGCUCGCUCACGCUUCUUAUGCUGGGAAAUUUCCACAUAAUGUAGAAUGAAAGAGCUCUGUUUUACAUGUCAGCCCUGUGCGGGAGCUAAUGCUGAAUACACAGCAGUGGGAUCCUGACUACGUGAUUAAUGAGAAACAUAAUGUAUUUUGUUACUGGACCUAACAUGCUGAGAGACUUCCAUGGCUCCCAGUAAAGUAAGAGUUUCAACUGUGCUGGAAAUAUUAAAUCAGACCUAGCCUAAUUAAGUUCCUAGGACAAAGACUAUAUUGUUGUAAGGUGCCUUGAUACAAGACCAGAAUGUACCUAGGCUGACUGAAGAGCAGGCCAUGAAAGAAUACGGAAACCUUAUGGAGUUUGUGGAGUAGCUAUAUUCUUGAUUAUAACUGCAUCUAUGGAGUGAACUGAAAAAUCAAUUACUCCCAGAUCUCUGCAGCUGAGACAGUGUUGCAUUCAUCCUCUUCAAAGUGACAAGCAACUGUUAACAUUACUAACAGCAAAACCUAUGAAAGAAAGGCUUACAUUGCCACACAGUGUAGUUGAUCCUCAAGUUGUCUCAGGAGAGUCAGCUGGAGCGAGGCUGGUGUGGCUGGAACCCCAUUCUGAGAGUUCCUUUCCAGGUACAGGCAAGAAAGGUCUUGCAGUGAUGAAGCUCAUAUCGCAGCUGGUUUCAGUAGAACCUCUUGAAUGCGCUACAUCACAGAGUGCAUGAACCUCAGUGUUGCAUGUGUGGCUUUGCACCAUUUAAGCUGUCUGUGCUCACAACACAAUGCUGUAUUGGCUGCUGGACUACACUUACAGGUGGUACAUGCCAGAGCCCUGCUCUUCCAGCCUUAGUGCGUCCUCCUGCUCCACCCUUGCAGCCGUCGCUGGAUAUUAAACCAUUUCUUCCGUUUCCUCUGGAUACUGCAGCAGCAGUCAAUCUCUUCCCCAACUUCAAUGCAUUGUCCUGUCCCAUAACAGAACUGCUUGUGCUUGCAGCUUCUCCUGAGAACUGCCAGAUGGACCCAAUUCAAAAAGCUGUAAUAAAUCAUACAUUUGGGGUUCCUCUUCCUCAUCGAAGAAAGCAAAUCAUAUCAUGCAACAUUUGCCAGCUGAGAUUUAAUUCUGAUAGCCAGGCUGCGGCCCACUACAAAGGCACUAAACAUGCCAAGAAGCUCAAAGCACUGGAAGCCAUGAAAAAUAAGCAGAAAUCUGUUACUACCAAGGACAGCGCAAAGACUACCUUCACUUCCAUCACUACCAAUACCAUCAAUACCAGCUCUGACAAAACAGGCAUUGGAGAAAAACUAUUGCCUGAUCAAGACGUUACCACAGGGACACCAGCAAUAUCAACGACGACAACCUUGGAAAUCCGGAAGAGCAGUGUUAUGACAACUGAGAUCACCUCUAAAGUGGAGAAAAUCCCCACGACAGCCACUAGCAGCACCACAUGUCCUUCCGUUGAGACUGAGGAAGAAAAAGCAAAAAGACUGCUGUACUGUUCACUAUGCAAAGUCGCUGUCAACUCUGCCUCACAGCUGGAGGCGCACAACAGUGGGACUAAGCACAAAACUAUGCUGGAAGCUCGGAAUGGAAGUGGAACCAUAAAAGCCUUUCCCCGGGCAGGCGUAAAAGGCAAAGGACCUGUGAAUAAAGGAAACACAGGCCUUCAGAACAAAACAUUUCACUGUGAAAUAUGUGAUGUGCACGUAAACUCUGAGACACAACUGAAACAGCACAUAAGCAGUAGAAGGCACAAAGACAGAGCUGCUGGGAAGCCGCCUAAACCUAAAUACAGCCCGUACAACAAACUCCAGAAGGGAACACAUCCUCUAGGGGUAAAAUUAGUAUUUUCAAAGGAACCUUCAAAGCCGAUAGCUCCACGAAUCUUACCAAAUCCGCUAGCAGCUGCAGCAGCAGCUGCUGCUGUGGCUGUGAAUUCCCCCUUCAGUCUUCGAACAGCCCCAGCCGCUACCCUUUUCCAGACUUCAGCACUUCCUCCAGCACUCCUACGACCAGCUCCAGGGCCUAUACGGACCACCCAUACUCCCGUGCUGUUUGCUCCUUACUGAACUCCAAACAGGAAUUAACUGCAAUAAUUUUUCAAAUCAAAACAAACAAAAAAGAAAAUCAAGAACAUUGAACUAUGCAGUGUUUAUUUAUAGUUUAAAGUAUAUAUGAAGAGCCAGGACUUUUGAUAGAGGACUCAACAAAUUCUAAAAGGGGGAAUGGGCAGUAUUUUCUCCAGAUGAGAGCAUUCCUCUUCUGAGCAUUGAUCGUUUUAGAAAUGAUCUCCAGCAUUGACUUGUAGUGACAUAUAAAACUUAUGAAGCCUUUUGACUGUGCUUUUUGGCACAUAUUUCCCUGCAAUGUCUUUCCUGCUUUAUGAAACAACUUACAAAUUUGUCUAAAGGGCAUUAACUGGUUCCAAUGUACAUAAAAUACUUUAUUCUGUAGAUUAAAGAAGAAGGAAAAAAAAAAAAAAAGAAACACUGUGAAUAGUAGUACCCUUACCAAU
This is a messenger RNA of Cygnus atratus (black swan), 2599 nucleotides long. RefSeq names its product zinc finger protein 385D (gene ZNF385D). Gene Ontology annotation, molecular function: nucleic acid binding; zinc ion binding. The record is from RefSeq and is a predicted model, not a curated record. The transcript has 15 exons. Gene Ontology annotation, cellular component: nucleus. NCBI's taxonomy places the organism in Eukaryota, Metazoa, Chordata, Aves, Anseriformes, Anatidae. The coding region runs from base 825 to 2153 and encodes 442 amino acids.